Molecule: messenger RNA, 1152 nt
Organism: Arachis stenosperma
Lineage: Eukaryota; Viridiplantae; Streptophyta; Magnoliopsida; Fabales; Fabaceae
Product: ethylene-responsive transcription factor ESR1-like
Exons: 1
Coding region: 1-1152 (383 amino acids)
Biological process (GO): regulation of DNA-templated transcription
Molecular function (GO): DNA binding; DNA-binding transcription factor activity
Source: RefSeq, a predicted model, not a curated record
AUGGACGAAGCGCUGAGGCGCCUCAACGGCAUGUCCCCCCUUCCCGAACCACCUUCCAACAAACCCACCAAGCGGACCCUGCGAGACACCAGCACUGCGCCAGCUGCCGGAGCCGUCAGGUACCGUGGCGUCAGGCGGAGGCCAUGGGGCCGUUACGCCGCCGAGAUAAGGGAUCCUCAGUCCAAGGAGCGCCGUUGGCUGGGGACUUUCGACACCGCAGAGGAAGCCGCCUGCGCCUACGACUGCGCUGCCAGAGCCAUGCGUGGCCUUAAGGCCAGGACCAACUUUGUGUACCAUACUUCACCUCCUCACUCUUCUUCCAUCACCGUCACUAACAACCAUAACAAUCUCCUUAACCUCCAUAACCACCUCUUCACUCAUAACCAGUUCAGUUUCCUUAAUCAUCAUAACCAACUCUUCAACGGCCAUAACCGCCACUUCGGGGGUUGUUGGUCUGACCCUUCUUCUUCAACCUUCCAACAACAGCGAAACCUUCACUCCAUCGACAUGCUUCUCCAGGACUUUAUAGCCUCUUCUUCCCCCGACUAUUUAUGCGACACCAAGGGCAGUUUUGUCAAUUCACAUCCUGUAAAUGUUGCUAAUAACUACAGCGCACCUUGUUCUGACACAAGCCAUGUCGGUUGUGGCAGUGGAAGCAAGAUCGAUACUACUACUACUACUACUACUAAUAAUAAUAAUAAUAAUAAUCAAGCUGAUCAUGGUGGUGGCGACGAAGACUCAAAGGAGCAAUUGUAUGAAGGUUCAGAGUCGUCAGGCUUGUUGGAAGAAAUAGUUAAUGGUUUCUUGAAGAAAAAGCCAAAGCUCAACAAAUGCGAGAGAUCGUUAGGUACCAGUACCACUGCUACAGACGGUUCAUGCCACUUGUCACUUCUUCCGCCUCCUCUUCCUCUGGUUGUUUCCGGCGAGUCGAAGAGAGACGAUGGUUUCGGCGUGCAUUUGGAUCAGCAGGGUUUACAUUACAUGCAGCAGAUCAGUGGUGGUUUCAAUAAUGAUUUUAGCAAUAUGGUUAUGCAGCCUAACAUGCCUCUUCAAGAGAAUGACAACCAAAUGAAGAUGAUGAUGUUGAAUAAUGAUAAUAAUCAUGCAGAAGUAGAUUGCUCUAUCAUAGACAACAUUUUUCAGGAUGCAUAA